This is a messenger RNA of Heterobasidion irregulare TC 32-1, 1245 nucleotides long. RefSeq lists its product as uncharacterized. Lineage: Eukaryota; Fungi; Basidiomycota; Agaricomycetes; Russulales; Bondarzewiaceae. Gene Ontology annotation, cellular component: intracellular anatomical structure. The transcript has 4 exons. Gene Ontology annotation, molecular function: NADPH dehydrogenase activity; FMN binding; NADP binding. The record is from RefSeq and is a predicted model, not a curated record. The coding region runs from base 1 to 1245 and encodes 414 amino acids.
AUGUCGCCCACUGUUCCAAUUAUCAAGAAUGAGGGAGCGCCCAACGUCCCAUAUUUCACUCCUGCUCAGAAUCCACCUGCUGGUUCCGCAAUUGAUCCUCAGCCAGAUGACAAGCCCAUCCCGACCCUGUUCAAGCCUCUCAAGAUCCGAGGUGUUGAGUUCCCCAACCGUAUAUGGGUCUCCCCAAUGUGCCAGUAUUCUGCGAGAGACGGUGUCGUACAGCCUUGGCAUCUUGCCCACCUUGGCGGAAUUUUCACUCGAGGCCCCGGUCUCACAGUCAUCGAAGCUUCGGCUGUUGUUCCCGAGGGCCGCAUCACUCCUGAGGAUGUCGGGAUCUGGAACGAGGAGCAGGAGAAGGCGUUGGCCAAAAUUGUCGAUUUUGCCCAUGCUCAGAACCAGAAGAUCGGUAUCCAGCUUGCACACGCCGGUCGCAAAGCCUCCACUGUUGCCCCAUGGGUUACCUCUGGCUUGAUAGCGACGAAGGAAGCUGGAGGAUGGCCCGACAAUCUCUGGGCCCCCUCCGCCAUCGCAUACGCUGAGACCCACCCCGUCCCAAAGGAACUGACGAAGGAGGCCAUCAGGGAUCUCGUCAAAGCGUACGUCAGUGCAGCUGAACGCUCGAUCCGCGCAGGCUUCGACGUCAUCGAGAUCCAUAAUGCUCACGGAUACUUGUUGCACUCGUUCCUGAGCCCGGUGAGCAACAAGCGGACGGACGAAUACGGUGGUAGUUUUGAGAACCGUAUUCGACUCACCCUGGAGGUUGUCGAUGCCGUACGUGCUGCAAUCCCCGCCGACACGCCCCUCUUCCUUCGCAUCUCUGCUACCGACUGGCUCGAGGAAUCCAUGCCAGAUGAGCCGUCCUGGCGCAUCGAAGACACAGUCCAGUUCACAGGCAUUCUUGCUGAACACGGUGUCGACGUCUUGGAUGUUUCCACUGGUGGUGUUCACCCCCAGCAGAAAAAGAAUACUUUUGGACUUUAUCAAGCUCACUUUUCGGCCGCUGCCAAGAAGGUGUACGGAGGAAAGAUCCUUGUCUCAGCCGUCGGCUCGAUUAGUAAUGGGAAGAUCGCGCAAGAAUGUCUUGACAAGGGCGAAGCAGAUAUUAUUUUCGUCGGACGGACGUUCCAGAAAAAUCCUGGUACCGUCUGGAGCUUUGCUGACGAUCUAGGAGUCAAGGUUCGAUCUUCCAGACAGAUUGAAUGGGGCUUUGGGAUUGGAUCGGGCAGAGCGGCGAAGAAGAACUAG